Ascoidea rubescens DSM 1968 is the source of this 1105-nucleotide messenger RNA. Its product is annotated as L domain-like protein. The coding region runs from base 290 to 760 and encodes 156 amino acids. The record is from RefSeq and is a predicted model, not a curated record. The transcript has a single exon. NCBI's taxonomy places the organism in Eukaryota, Fungi, Ascomycota, Saccharomycetes, Ascoideales, Ascoideaceae. Gene Ontology annotation, molecular function: protein binding.
CAAGCACAACCAAAGAACAAAAGUCCUAAUCAUUUCCAGCGAUUUGCAGCAUAUUCAACAGAAUUCUUUAAAUACACACACUUUGGAUAUUAGGCUAUUUGCAAACAGCCUCACCACUAAAGACGUUUAUCUUUUAGAAAGUUUCCCAAUUCCAAAGACAAACAUUAAAACUCUUUCCAUAUGCUUAUUUGACAAUUUUGAAUCAAAUCCUUCAAUUCUCCCUUUGAACAAUCUAAUUGAAUUGUUCACCUAAUUGAACUCAGACCCAUUAUCACUGUUCAGAUUCUAUAUGGAAUUUUCACUUCUUAGAACUCUCAAUUCUUAUUUACAUAAUUUAACUAAAUGCUCCAACUUGAAAAAAUUACAUUCAAACUCGAGCUGGAACCCGUCAAAUUCAAAUUUUGUGCUACUUUCUCCCCAUUUGAAUCUAACUCAUUUAAACAUCACAAAAUCAAAUUUAUCUAAAAUUUAUAAACUACCCAACUUGAGAAAUCUAAAAGUCUUGAAUUUCUCAAAAAACAACAUCACCAUUAUUCAAAAUUUAUCGACUCUAUACCAUUUGCAAAAAUUAAUCAUUUCAGGAAAAUUCCCAGGGAAUAACAAAAUUAGGGAAAUUAAAAACCUAUCAUACCUAAUCCAUCUAAAUCAUCUAGAUUUAUCCUUUAAUGAAAUAUCUACCAUUAAAAAUUUAAAUCACUUGACUUUUUUAAAGUAUCUUGACCUAUCUUUCAAUAGAAUCUCUUUCAUUCGAAAUUUAUAACAACUAGUCAACCUAUCCACUUUAAUUCUAUCUCAUAAUAUCAUUGACGCCAUCACUAACUUAUCAAAGCCAGUUAACCUAAAAAAACUAUUCUUAGUGAAAAACAACAUUUCAAAAAUUGAAAAUUUAUCUGAUCUAAAUCAUUUAUCACUUUUAAAUCUAUCCUCAAAUCUGAUAACUGUUGUCUAUUUCUCAAAAUUAAACUUACCAAAACUUACUAAAUUAAACCUAUCUCAUAAUAGAAUCUCGUAUUUAACUAAUUUGAUUGAUUUGAAUAACUCACAAAACAUGAAUAAUUUGAAUAAUUUAUUGGAGUUAAACCUAUCCUUUAAUAGAAUUAAAAAA